ACCGCCACUCUUCGCGCCGCCGCAGCCCCCAAACCCUCAUCCUCCGUCACUCUCCGGAGCACCCCACCCUUUCCUCACCCAGCCAUGGCGGAGCGCGGCGGUGAGCGUGGCGGCGAGCGCGGAGGGUUCGGCCGUGGCUUCGGGCGCGGUGGACGCGGCGACCGUGGCGGGCGCCGCGGCGGCCGUCGUGGCCCGCGUCAGGAGGAAGAGAAGUGGGUACCCGUCACCAAGCUCGGCCGCCUCGUCAAGGAGAGCAAGAUCAACAAGAUCGAGGAGAUCUACCUCCACUCGCUCCCCGUCAAGGAGCACCAGAUCAUCGAGACCCUCGUCCCGGGGCUCAAGGAUGAGGUCAUGAAGAUCACUCCAGUCCAGAAGCAGACCCGCGCCGGGCAGCGCACCCGCUUCAAGGCCUUCGUCGUCGUCGGCGAUGGCGACGGUCACGUCGGCCUGGGAGUCAAGUGCGCCAAGGAGGUGGCCACAGCCAUCCGCGGCGCCAUCAUCCUCGCCAAGCUCUCUGUCGUCCCCGUCAGGAGGGGUUACUGGGGUAACAAGAUCGGGCAGCCGCACACAGUGCCCUGCAAGGUCACCGGCAAGUGUGGCUCCGUCACCGUGCGCAUGGUGCCCGCACCCAGGGGUUCUGGCAUCGUCGCCGCGCGUGUGCCCAAGAAGGUGCUGCAGUUCGCUGGCAUUGAGGAUGUCUUCACCUCGUCCCGUGGCUCCACUAAGACCCUUGGAAACUUCGUCAAGGCAACCUUUGACUGCUUGAUGAAGACCUAUGGCUUCCUUACACCUGAAUUCUGGACUCAGACCAAGUUCUCCAUGGCUCCGUUCCAGCAGUUCACGGACCUCCUGGGAAAGCCCACCAAGGGUCUUGUGCUUGAGGCCCCAACUGAGACAGCAGAGGCUUAGGAUGGUUGAGUGAAGAGCUCUACUCCGUUGGGAGUUGUCUAAAUGCACUUUCUAUAUUAUAGUUAAGAACUGUGGGAGUCAACUUAGGUUUCUGUUUUGCCCUGGAUGUUGUUCUUUACUGUCAAGUUUUGGAUUGUGGUACUUACUAUGGUACUCUCUAUCAGUGAAUGCUACAUAAUUAUCUCAUGAUAGUCUUUUCACGGUGAAGGCCUUUGGAGGCUGAACUUGAGGCACUGAAGGCUGAGGCCGUUAUGGUGCUUGACUGCCUACUGUUCCAUUAUAA
Molecule: messenger RNA, 1192 nt
Organism: Sorghum bicolor (sorghum)
Lineage: Eukaryota; Viridiplantae; Streptophyta; Magnoliopsida; Poales; Poaceae
Product: 40S ribosomal protein S2-3
Exons: 2
Coding region: 85-909 (274 amino acids)
Biological process (GO): translation
Cellular component (GO): ribosome; cytosolic small ribosomal subunit
Molecular function (GO): structural constituent of ribosome; RNA binding
Source: RefSeq, a predicted model, not a curated record